Molecule: messenger RNA, 2093 nt
Organism: Trichoplusia ni (cabbage looper)
Lineage: Eukaryota; Metazoa; Arthropoda; Insecta; Lepidoptera; Noctuidae
Gene: CNT2
Product: solute carrier family 28 member 3
Exons: 16
Coding region: 283-2049 (588 amino acids)
Biological process (GO): nucleoside transmembrane transport
Cellular component (GO): membrane
Molecular function (GO): nucleoside:sodium symporter activity
Source: RefSeq, a predicted model, not a curated record
GUAGGACAGUUUGUAACCGCCGUUGGCGCGAAACGGUCGCGGCGGCCAUCUUGGAAAACAAUACGUAGCGUGAAAUUGUUUUUUUUUUUAAUAAGGGGCAAGGGUUGUGUUUUCAGUUUAAAAGUGUUGGUUUAAGGUUUUUUUAAGUGUGUGUGAGUGAUUUUAAAAGGAAUUUGAAAUGAUAAAAUGCAGCAAAUUAAGCUGAAAUCUGGAUACAACAGGAACUACACAUCCUUAUAGUGAUAAAAACAGACAUUUGAAACACUCUAGUCAAGAAAGAAAAUGGAGUCGUCAACGCCAACAAGAAGACUUAAUUCGUCAUCAGAACGUGAUGAAGUGGAGAUGGGUGAUGUAAGAAAAAACGGGAAAAAUGGAGACACUAUAACCCAUGACUACCUAGACUACGAGCCGUCUGGCUGGCUGGAGAAGACCCUGACGAGGGUCGGCAGCUCAACAGACCAGUUCAUCUCCAAGAACCGCUCCGCAAUGAAGACCAUCACUCUGUUUAUCCUUAACGGACUCGUCAUAGGAUUCUUCUUUGGAUGCCUGUAUUAUUAUUUGAAUUAUAGUAAUGAUCCCCUAGAGCUGUGCUACGGCUUCGGAAGUCUAAUAGCCUUCCUUAGCAUAAUAUAUUUCUUUGUAAUUUACUUUAAUUUCGUGAAGAAGUUCUUUGGGAAUUGGUUUGAGAAGAAUGUUUGGACAAAAGUUGAAGACAUCGCUGAUAUGUUAUGGGCUAAGAUUUGGUUCCGCUGGUGCCUCAUCCUGGCCAUCCUGGCUGCUAUCGCCGUGUACCUCUACAUCGACGCUAAGGACGACCCGGAGAGGCUCAUAGCUCUGCUCGGCCUUGGUCUCCUACUGCUGUUAGGUUUUGUGUUCUCCGCGAACCCGGGUCGUGUGAACUGGCGCACCGUGUCCACCGGGCUGCUGAUCCAGUUCAUCUUUGGGAUUAUCUUCAUCCGCUGGACUCCUGGCAGGAUCGCGCUCCAGUGCUUCUCCGAUAAGGUAGCUACGUUCCUCUCGUAUGGUGUGGAAGGUGCAGCCUUCGCCUUCGGAGACCUGCUCGUCAAGACCGAGGGAGUCUUUGCAUUCAGUACGCUACCCGUCAUGUUCUUCUUCAGCAUGUUGGUGGAGAUCCUGUUCUUCUGGGGCGCGCUGCAGUGGUUCUGCCUGAAGCUGGGGCUGGUGCUGCGAGCGGCUACCGACACCACAGUCUGCGAGAGUGUCAUAGCUGUUGGGAAUGUGUUUCUAGGGAUGACGGAAUCAGUUCUCCUGGUGAAGCCGUACCUCGCUCUGCAAACUCCAUCAGAGCUACACGUCAUCAUGUCCUCUGGGUUCGCCACUGUAUCUGGUACGAUCCUGGCUUCCUACAUCGGUUUUGGCGCGGAGCCGAGUCACCUGGUGACGGCGAGCGUCAUGUCCGCUCCUGCUGCUGUCUGCUACGCCAAGCUGCUCAUGCCGGAGACCAAGCGAUCACUGACCACCGUCGAUAAUAUACAGCCAGUACAGAGUGAAGAUCAGUCGACACUCUCAGCGGCCACGAGAGGCGCAGCCAACGGUAUAUCCAUGAUAAUGAAUGUGAUAGCCAAUAUCGUGGCCUUCGUGGCGUUCAUAGCCUUCGUGAACGGUUUCCUGGGCUACUGCGGAGGACUGCUCGGCAACCCAGACUUGAAUUUGGAGUGGAUCUUUGGAAAAGUAUUCAUUCCUUUGGCUUGGGUUAUGGGUGUACCUUGGGAGGAGUGUGAGCUGGUGGGGACCCUGAUAGGCUUGAAGACAGUCGUCAACGAGUUCGUGGCGUACCAGAGAAUGGGAGAGAUGAAGAAGGCUGGUCUUCUAUCGCCUAGAGCAGAGCUGAUAGCGACGUACUCUCUGUGCGGCUUCACGAACCCGGCGUCUGCGGGCAUAAUGAUCGGGGCCAUGGCCGCCGUCGCGCCCAACCAGAGGGAGGUCCUAGCCAGUAUAGCUGUGAGAGCGUUUUUCGCUGGCUGUGGGAUAUGUUUCAUGACAGCAUGUAUAGCGGGUAUACUAAUGCCCGAAAGUGCCUUUGGAUAACAUAAAAAGUGAUAUUAAAUAAAUUAAUUAGGUACUUAAUUUUA